This is a messenger RNA of Elgaria multicarinata webbii, 4855 nucleotides long. It is a transcript of the gene ARHGEF10, whose product is annotated as Rho guanine nucleotide exchange factor 10. Gene Ontology annotation, cellular component: centrosome. Gene Ontology annotation, molecular function: guanyl-nucleotide exchange factor activity; protein binding. Bases 96 to 4151 code for a protein of 1351 amino acids. The record is from RefSeq and is a predicted model, not a curated record. Lineage: Eukaryota; Metazoa; Chordata; Lepidosauria; Squamata; Anguidae. The transcript is spliced from 29 exons. Gene Ontology annotation, biological process: actin cytoskeleton organization; mitotic spindle assembly; positive regulation of stress fiber assembly.
GGAGAAGGAAGAGGAGGUGGCAGUCGCUGCUUGAGGCUCGAAAGGAUCAUUUAGUGUUUUAAAAAGAAGCCACAUUAGUGAGAGAACACGAUAGCAUGGACACAGAAGGAUUCCCUCCCCCGCCACCUCCUGCAGUUUUAGAAAAUGAUUUAACAACCAGUGCUGCUAAUGAAGAAGAGGAAGAGGAAGGAGAACAGUUUGACUUUGAUAGUGGAGAUGAGAUACCAGAAGCAGACAGACAAACAACUUUGCCACCUAAUCCUGUGUUGAACAGUAACACAGAACAAGAAGAGACAAAUUCCACAGGGAAUGAAAAUCUAGAAAACCAGGAGGGAAUUGAAAAAAUGCAGACAGCUGAAGCAAGUGCAGAGGGGGUCCUACCAAGAGUAAAUCCAUACUCUGUCAUAACCAUUUCGCCAGUGCAAGAAAAGGAGCCAUCAUUGUCACCAGAACCAAGUCCACAAGAUGGAUGUAUAAGCCCUACCCUCUCAAGUGGAUAUUCCGUUCCAGUGCCCUGUGGCUAUGCCGUCCCAUCCAACUUGCCACUGAUAUUGUCAGCAUAUUCUAGUCCUGUUAUAAUACGCAGUGUGUCUGUAGACGAAGAAGCAACCAUUCACAUAGUAACUGAGGAUUGCCAUUUGAAUUCUCAGAGUUCAGAAGAACCUCAGAAUUGUGAAGAUAAUCAGGGGAAUAAAGCUGAUAAUACCUUGGCCAAAUGGGCUGCUGAUCCUGCAAACACUGAGUGGAUGGAGAAUCCAGAUGAGGUAAUAUAUGAUGAUGUACCAAGAGAAAAUUCAGACUCUGAACCAGAGGAGAUGAUUUACGAUGAUGUUGAGAAUGGAGAUGAAGGUGGAAAUAGCUCUCUAGAAUAUGGGUGGAGUUCAAGUGAGUUUGAAAGCUAUGAAGAACAGAGUGACUCAGAGUGUAAAAAUGGAAUACCCAGUUCUUUUCUGCGUGGCAACCACAGAAAACAACUUUCUCAUGACCUAACCCGUUUAAAGGAGCACUAUGAGAAAAAGAUGAAAGAUUUGAUGGCAAACACGGUGGGAGCGGUAGAGAUUCAGCAACUAAAGCAAAAACAUGAGCUGAAGAUGCAAAAGCUCAUGAGGGCAGCUAGGGAAGGCACCAAAGAUGGACUUGAAAAGACGAAGGCUGCUGUGAAGAAAGGUCGGUCAUUCAUUAGAACCAAGUCAUUUAUUAGUCAAGAUCAUAGAUCAUCCUGUCUGGAAGAAGAGGAGCUAUUUAUUGAUGUAGACUGUGUGCAUACAGAGGCAAUCAUGACUCCUAUGCCUGAUGGAUUAUCACAGCAACAGGUAGUGAGAAGGUAUAUUUUAGGUGCUGUGGUUGACAGUGAGAAAAAUUAUGUGGAUGCUCUCAAAAGGAUUCUGGAGCAAUAUGAGAAGCCUCUUUCAGAGAUGGAACCCAAAUUAUUGAGUGAGAGAAAACUAAAGAUUGUAUUUUAUCGAAUUAAGGAAAUUCUUCAGUGCCAUUCAAUGUUUCAAAUAGCAUUGGCCAGUCGUGUCUCUGAGUGGGAUUCUGUCGAAAUGAUUGGAGAUGUCUUUGUUGCAUCAUUUUCUAAAUCUAUGGUGCUUGAUGCUUACAGUGAGUACGUAAACAAUUUUAGUACUGCUGUGGGGAUUCUCAAAAAAACAUGUGCCACAAAGCCUUCCUUCCUUGAGUUUUUAAAGCAAUGCCAAGAAUCUAGUCCUGAUAGAAUUACACUCUAUGGCUUAAUGAUGAAACCCAUACAACGCUUUCCUCAGUUCAUCCUCCUGCUACAGGAUAUGUUGAAGAACACUACUAAAGGCCACCAUGACAGGCUGCCUCUACAGAUGGCGCUCACAGAGCUCGAGACAUUGGCAGAGAAAUUAAACGAAAGGAAAAGGGAUGCAGAUCAGCGCUGUGAAAUAAAACAAAUAGCAAAAGCCAUGAAUGAACGUUAUCUAAACAAGUUACUUAGCAGCGGAAACAGAUACCUCAUCCGAACUGAUGACAUGCUUGAAACUGUUUACAAUGACAAGGGAGAAAUCGUCAAAACCAAAGAACGGCGGCUGUUCAUGUUAAAUGACGUCCUAAUGUGUGCUACUGUGAAUGUCCGUUCUUCCCAUGAAAGCAGUGGCAUUGUGACUGGCCAAAGGUACUUACUAAAAUGGAGUGUGCCCCUGGGGCAUGUAGAUGUCAUAGAGUAUGGGAGCAGCGAGGGGCAAGACGAGAACUGCAGAUUCUCUUCACAGCAUUCCUCUGAGAAUAUCGUUAUUAAUGCUAAGCCAAAUAAGCUUUAUAUGGGACCAGGGCAACUUUACCAUGAUUUGCAGAAUCUCUUGCAUGACUUGAAUGUAGUUGGACAAAUCAGUCAACUGAUAGUCAACCUUAAAGGAAACUACCAGAAUUUAAAUCAGUCCGUGGCACAUGAUUGGACCUCAGGUUUACAAAAACUUAUUUUGAAAAAAGAAGAUGAAAUAAGAGCUGCAGACCGCUGUAGAAUUCAACUUCAGCUUCCAGGGAAGCAGGACAAAUCGGGACGGCCUACUUUCUUUACAGCAGUGUUCAAUACGUUUACCCCUUCCAUCAAACAAUCUUGGAUCAAAAAUCUACAAAUGGCUAAACUUGGCUUAGCUGAGGAGAAUCUGCUGGGUUGGUUCUGUAUAGAUGACGAUGGCAAUCAGAUAAAAAAAGAGAAGCAUCCUCUUCUUGUUAAGCAUAUGCCUGUGAUGAUGGCCAAGCAACAGGAAUUUAAGGUUGAAUGUGCAGCUUAUAAUCCUGAGCCAUACUCAUGUGAAGAAACUGAUCCAGAUUCUCUUUCUACAGAGCAUGGUUUUCUGUGGAUUGGCAGUUGUACUAAUCAAAUGGGCCAAAUUGCCAUUGUAUCAUUUCAAAACUCCAGUCCAAAAGUUAUUGAAUGCUUCAAUGUGGAAUCGAGAAUCCUCUGCAUGGUCUAUAUUCAUGGAGAGGAGAAACAUAAAGAAUCAAACGUGCCUCCAGAGCCUGAAGAUAAUCCAACAAAGCCCUCCAGUGUUUCUACUAUUUGCCUGGGCAUGGAAGAAGGAAGCAUCUCUGUUUACAAAAGUAGUCAAGGCUCAAAGAAGGUCCGACUUCAACACUUCUUCACCCCUGACAAGUCUACGGUUAUGAGCCUGGCGUACAAGAACAACCACUUGUUUGCUGGUCUGGUCAAUGGGAACAUCACCAUCUACACGAAGUUGGAAGACGGAGCCUGGAACUCAGAACCUCAGAAAGUAGUGAAGCUGGGCGUUCUUCCGGUAAGAAGUCUCCUUGUCAUGGAAGAAACCAUCUGGGCUGCUUCUGGUGGACAAAUUUUUAUAAUUAGCACCGAGACUCAUACUGUGGAGUGCCAUUUUGAAGCUCAUCAAGAGGAAGGGAUGGUAAUUUCUCAUAUGGCUGUGGCAGGAGUUGGGAUCUGGAUUGCCUUCACAUCAGGAUCUACACUUCGCCUUUUCCACACCGAAACCCUUAAGCAUCUCCAAGACGUUAACGUUGCUACUCUUGUUCUCAAUAUGUUGUCAGGACAGCAACGUGUUUCUGUGACCAGCCUCCUGGUAUGCCAUGGCUUACUACUGGUUGGAACAAAUCUGGGGAUUAUAGUAGCCCUCCCAGUUCCUCGUUUGCAGGGAAUCCCGAAAGUAACUGGAAGAGGAAUGGUCUCUUACCAUGCCCAUAAUGGUCCUGUUAAAUUCCUUGUAAUGGCUUCUGUGACAAACAAGCGAAGUAAAAGCAAAUCCAGGCAUAGUCUGAAUCGUCCUCGUUCUGGAUUGAAAGAUGAUGAUCAGAAGAACAUUGUUCACAAUGAGAGGCCCAGUUCUUCUCUAAGCAACCCAAAUGAAAGUGCUAUUUGGCUGGGAGGUUCAGUAGGAUCCAUUGCUCAAAGAAGUGACUUGUCUUCAUCUUCUGGAUCUGUGACAUCAAACACAACUGAACACAGGCCUGAGGAGAGUGCUAUCUAUGAGCUUUUGAAAGAAGUCUCUAUUAACCAGAGUAGAAAACGUCAAUCCAGAGAAGGGAAAGCAAUAUCUGUCUUAGUCAUCUCUGGAGGACAAGGACACAGAAGAGUGAACAAGAAGUCUAAGCAACAGCGACCAGAUGAACUAGUUUCAUCUGUGAUGGUUUGGCAGAUUCCACUAUUAAAGAUCUAAAAUCAUGAUAUGCUAUGACUUUGUAAAAGACCUCUACUUUAGCUUAAAAAGUCUAAUUUCAUUAUGAUGAAGCUCCUUCAAAAGAGAAUUCUGGUAUCAUCUCAAUAUGAGUUCCCAGUUAACUGUCAAUUCUUGAAAAGGCCUUCUUGUAAGACUAGUCUGUUUGAAUUCAGUGGGCUGGCUUUCUUGAUUAAUAUUCCUAAAGAUAUCCUAAGAAUUUCCUAUCAGAACUGUAUUUGAAAAUGUUUAGCUGUUAGUGGAAGCUCUGUAAUUGAAAUAUGGAUUUAUUUUAAGGUAUUUUUUACCAUUUGCCAUUAUUUAUAUUCAAAUGUUAUGGACUAGGGAACACGAAAUGAAGGGCAAAGAUCAAUUAGCAUUCCACAGAUGGGUCUUCCUUAAGUAAUCUUACAGUGCAAUAGAAAGCACAUGCUGUUCAUUUUACCAAACAUUUUUUAGCAAUAAUUAUUCCAAUAAUUGUGUACUACCUUAAUUCUAGGACAUAAAUAAACUUGCAAUAUAUUUCCUUGAGGAAGUGUCAGAUAAAACAAAAAUGUGUAGCUAGGAAAAAUACUACUUUAGAGUUAUAUCUUUUGAAGCAAACAGUUAAUACUUUAAUGUUCAGUAUUUAAAAAUGAAUGUUGCAGAAAAUAAAUGUUAAAAAUUUGAAACAUGGAAUACAUGUUUUACACCUUUUACUCAUUAAG